GCAAUUCAGAUACAACAUGGCGUCAGAGAGUUCAGUAGGUUCGUCUCCAUCAUCUCUCCUGUAUCCUUACCUGAGGCACAACCAGCCCGAGGAGCAGGCGGAGGAUGAGGAGGAGAUUAUAUUCUGUACUGAAGACAAUGUCACUGAAGCAGCCAUUUACAUUAAUCAGGAGUUGGAAGUGUUUGGAUUCCAGUCAAUAAUGUCUGAUUCAGAUAAAGAGAAUAAGGAGGUCCCGUCUUCUUCUAAAAUGUUGAACACCCUCUAUGACCUCAUAAAGCAGUACAGAGAAUCUAAUAACAGGAACGAAACUAUGAGCCUCAGUUUACAAAGACUUAGGAGUGACCUUACUCUUCAAUACGAAGCAAACAGUCGGAUGAAGACUCAGAUUGAGGAGCUGGAGAGGAAGUUGGCUCAGGCGAAGGAGAAGGAGAGACAGGUCCUCUCGAGGAAUCGGUCGCUGUCUCUUCAGUUGAAGUCUCAAGAAGAAGAGUAUCAUAAGGUCCAGCACAGGAUGAGUCAGAAGGAGCUUCAGUAUGAACAUGAACUGAGAAAGAAGGAGAGAGAGUAUCACAGACUUAACGAGAGGCUAGGGCAGUUGGUGUUAAAUAAGAAUCAAGAGAAGAAGUUAGGAAUGAAACUACUCAACACUUUACAAGUAUCAAGCAGCAGCAGAGGAGGAGGAGGAGGAGUAGGAGGAGCAAGAGGAUUUGAGGACAUCAGUGCUUAUAGAUUAGUAGUGAAUCAUUAUGAAGAGAAACAGAAGGAGCUAAUUUUAGAGAACUCUAGUUUAAGAGAUUCCUUAUGUAACAUGGAGAAAGAGCUCGUCACUUUAUUAAAUUAUAAAUAUUUUAGUUCAUUAUCGUCACCAAGUCACAGCUUCAUUAAUAAGGCAGAGGAAGAGGUGGAGUCAAGUGUUCACGAAAGAGAGAGAGAGGAGCUUCUUGAUAGCGGACACUAUCAGAUGCCAUAUGAUAUUGUUAGACAGGAUAUAGAAGAGAAUUUACGUGAUAAAUACGAUCGUCUCCGUGAGUACAUUGUCUCGUUAAAGAAAGGCCACGCCUCCUCGUCAAGUGAAUCUUACGACAAAGAAAUUGAGGAUUUGGAAAAGAAACUUUCAGAUUAUCGUGACAUCAUUAGCCAACAAGAGUUGCUGCUUGAAAAGCAGCUGGAAGAGAGCUCUUCUGAUCCUGGUGGGGCUGGAUUUUUAAAUGAGUCCAAGUUUUUAAAGAAAGAAGAGAUGCUUGUUUUAAGAGAAGAAAAGAAUAAAAAUCAUGAGGAACAUCUUAAAAACGAAGAGGAGAGACUAGGUCUGCUAGCUAGACAGCUUGAUCGAGAACGUCGUAAUUUUGAAGACAAGAAGGCAACGUUUUUAACCCAACAACUUGACAGCUCUGUGUUUGCCACACCCGGCAAAACCACGUCAGAUUUGGACUCAUUCUUUCUUCGUUUAAAUUCAACCCCUUUCUCUCUCUCAACUCGUAAACCCUCACACAAGAAAUCUUCUCAUUAUACCACCCCCGGUCCCAGUGGGCCCCCACGCUCAAUAUUAAAACCACUCCAGACCCCGUACACUCCACUGAGAUCAACCGGUCGCAAACCUUCACCACCACCUUUUGUUAAUAAAUCAAUUGUUACUCCUUUCAAAUCAAAAGUAUCUCCUACUGAUGUACCUACUGACAUUGAUCUUAAACAAGAUCUAUCCUUAACUUCUGAUGAUGGGCUGGAGGUCUUGAAUGAUUAAAAUGCUGUUCCUUUCUCUUGUACUCUGACCUCUCUAACUGAACAUUGUUGUCAUUAAUUGUAUUUUAUUCUUGUUUAUCUCAUCAGUAAUUCAAAAAACAA
Amphimedon queenslandica is the source of this 1842-nucleotide messenger RNA. RefSeq names its product afadin- and alpha-actinin-binding protein-like. Gene Ontology annotation, biological process: intraciliary transport involved in cilium assembly. The transcript is spliced from 14 exons. Gene Ontology annotation, cellular component: ciliary basal body; centriolar satellite. Lineage: Eukaryota; Metazoa; Porifera; Demospongiae; Haplosclerida; Niphatidae. The record is from RefSeq and is a predicted model, not a curated record. Bases 17 to 1741 code for a protein of 574 amino acids.